AAAGCUUCGCCGGUGAGUGUGCUAAUGCACGAUUGUGGGCCGUUUCUUGAUCUGUCAAUUUUGCCCCGGUUUGCCAACACAACGCGCGGUACAGAUUGCUGAGUGUUAAUGUGUUAGUUUUUAGUACAAAUCAGUCGAUCGUAAUGCACGGAGGUGGAUCAAAGUUAAUCGUGUGAUUUUGCAGUGCGUUUUUCUAAAGUUUCGGUAAGUUUUGAAUUGGAUACCAGCAUGUCAUAAAUGAGCAGACGUGUGUUGAAUCGAAGUAGUGAUAGAUAUUAAAUUCGAUUGAAAAAGGUAGUCCUUAAGUCCGUAAAUCGCAAAAUAGUGAUUGCCAAGCCGUAACACCGCUUGCCAGUAGAUUCAUAUACAAGCAGCGACGGAGAAGAACUCGUCAACGGUUGAUAUUUUUAGAACCGCUCGCUUUAGCCUUUGUCGUGUGUUUUGUUUGGCGUGGCUUACGGCGUGCAGCGUGCCGUGGGUGUUCGUAACGAGAGCUUCUUCAUAACGGUGCCGGUGUGUUUGUGUGUUUGCUUGAAGCAGCUCGUGUUGGGUGCUAAAGGAUAGUGUGGAAAGAAGUACGACGAUCAAAACAAAGCUCGACUGCAGAUCUCUGCUAGCUUCUAGCGCCACAGGAACGGCCCCUCGUGGGAACAAUGUUUCGCCAUCAUAUGUCCCAGUUCGGCUCGUGCGCUAGCGAAGUCCACAAAACGUUGUGCUACUUUUUCGCCGGAAUCAAUAUAUUUCUGGCAAUCGAUUUUCUGGCCGACUGCAGUGAUGAUCUUAUUGAUGAUCUGAACGACGACGACUCGGACGAACGGCUCGAUGACCUGUCGCUGGAGAGUCAUAUGAAAACGACGAUGCUGCAAACAUUGAUCGGUCCUGCCAUAGCGAACAUAAUCCUGGCGGUGCUGUUGAUAAUCGGAGUGUAUAAGAGACGACCCGCGUUUAUUCGCCUGUUUAAGCUGUUCAUCAUUGCGCAAAUUUUUGUGCUUCUCAUAGCUUGUGUUUUUUCCUAUUAUGUCGCAAUGAAGCGAGAAGGAAGUAAUGUUAUAUUGCUGCUUGUUCUAAUCGUUUCCAUAGCACUUUUUGGUACAGAGGCGUGGAUUGUUGGAGACUACCAUAAAUUACUACUUGAGGAACUUCGUGUCGAGAGCUUGGAGGAAUCCCGUGUAAUCUAAUGUGGAAAUUUUUAGUCAAGACAACAAUAACCCUUAAUAAAAGAUUGAUUCCA
Wyeomyia smithii (pitcher-plant mosquito) is the source of this 1231-nucleotide messenger RNA. RefSeq lists its product as uncharacterized. Bases 654 to 1178 code for a protein of 174 amino acids. The record is from RefSeq and is a predicted model, not a curated record. NCBI's taxonomy places the organism in Eukaryota, Metazoa, Arthropoda, Insecta, Diptera, Culicidae. The transcript has 5 exons.